UACUCCUGUUUUUGAAAAUCAAGAGCGUGCUUCUCCUCAGCUUUGCUCAGCUUGUGUGAACACCACAGAACCUAAGGAUUUAGCAACCUGUCCCAGGAACAAAGCUUUGAAAUGUGUUGCUUGUGAGAAAAGUGUCAUCGGGAAAUUUCAUUGCUGGUUUGAUUUGUCUUGCUGCCUUUAAGUGAGUGUGGUUAGACUUUACUGUGAAGCAGUAGGAUGGCCGUAAUUCCGGAUCCAUAACGAGUAACACAGCUGCAAUGUAUUUGCAUUCCCAUUUAGCUGAGGGCACAUCUGAUCCCCGUGCAAGGGGAGCUAUGGAUACUUGCAGGUAUUUAUGACUGAGUUACUUCUGAGGCUGCUGGGUUUUUGUCUGCAGUUGGAGCCUUCAUUAUCUUCCCUUCAGUCCUCUUCCACUUCAUCAACAAGAAGCUCUGCUUUGUUAAGAGAAGUGGGCUCCCAUGCCUGGAACAACAAGGGAGAAGAAAACACUACAAAGACAAGGCCAGAGUUCAUGAGGGCCUUGCUCCCUGAAUGAUAAUUGACAUGAUGGAAAAGCUGAACAACUGAUCACCUGAUCCUGGCACAGCGUUAAACAUGGCUUCUGAGGCUUCUCAGAAUUUCCUUCAGCCGCUGUCUUCUUGGAUGUCUCAAAUAUACGAAGCUAUCCAACACGCAGGAGACUCAAUAUCUGCUUCACUGCUGCAUUUGAGUGGAGCGGGCCGUAAGUCAGAGGAAGAGAGGAACCAGGACUUGGAGAAUAAUGGAGGAGUUUAUGAGGAUUAUUCUGAGGAGUCAGAUGAUGAACGACACCUGGACCUCUGGGAUGAUGAAUACUUAUAUCCCAGAGAAGAUGGUCACAUUGGGGGUCCUGAUCUUGCUUCGGAAGACCUCCCUCGUGCCUCUGACAUGGGCCUGCAGAGCCAAAAACAGGUUAAAAAUACCAGCCGCUUACCAGAACAGUGUGUUGAAAGCACCAGGUCUUCGGCAGCCAAUGGAUCCUACUGGGCGAAUGAAGAUCUCCAGACGUUUGAUCAACUCCCUCCCAUCCCUGAGGAAGAAGGUGAGCCCUCUAGGAGAAUGAGAGGUCAUGAGCACAACCUCAACUUGGGUGACUCCUUAAAAACUAAUAAUGGCAAGGCAAGCUUUGCAGAUCUGGAUGGACUAAGCCAACUGAGUUACCAAGACAACCUGUCUUAUCAUGGAGAUGACCAUGUAUCUGUUGAUUCAAGAACAACAACUGGGAGUAGAGGUGCUGGGCAGUGCUCAGGGCCUGGCAUGGAGCCUGGCAUUGCCGAUGCUGUCAGCCAGCAAGGCACAGAGGGACGUUUGGGAACGGAGACAGCGUUUGCCAACCAGAGGGUUGAAGUAAAUGAUGCUACUGACAGCUCCUCGGCUUGGAGCCCUGAGGAACAUAAUGAAGUGAACAGUGUACCAGAACAUCAUGGUGCUCACGAACCAAUCUGUAAAUGUGGUGAUCUAGAUGUCACCUUCAACUACAAAGCCUCAAGCCAAAAGCUCGUAGUUACCAUCUUGGAGGCCAGGGAUAUCCCAGACAAAGACCGCAGUGGUGUGAAUACCUGGCAAGUGCACACAGUCCUGAUGCCUAGCAAGAAACAAAGGGGCAAAACCAGUGUUCAGAGAGGACCUAUGCCCAUGUUCAAGGAUAAAAUUACCUUCAGUAAGCUGGAGCCAGAGGAGUUAAGCAGCCACGCCGUUCGUUUCCGCCUCUAUGCGGUUCACAAGGUGAUUGGAGAGAAGAUGAUGGGAGAGCAGUUGUUCUACCUGAGCAACAUCAGCCAGGAAAGAGAAGCAAAGGUGUCAUUGGUUUUGGAGCCAAGGAGUAACUUGAGUAGUGCAGACUCUCAGCUUAGUCUGUCAGCGAUCUCUCACAGUGAUAGCACUUCUUCAACACAGUCCCUGUCGCAUGGAGGGGUGCCAGAGCUGCUCGUGGGAUUGUCAUACAAUGCCACGACGGGGCGGCUGUCAGUGGAGAUGAUCAAAGGCAGUCAUUUCCGAAACCUCGCAAUUAAUAGGCCACCUGACACCUAUGGAAAGCUCUGUCUGCUCAACUCUGUGGGUCAGGAGAUGUCUCGCUGCAAGACCUCCAUCCGUCGAGGCCAGCCCAACCCCGUCUAUAAGGAGACUUUCAUCUUCCAGGUUGCCCUCUUCCAGCUCUCUGAUGUCACUCUGAUGAUCUCCAUAUACAACAGACGCAGCAUGAAGCGCAAAGAGAUGAUUGGGUGGAUUUCCAUGGGUCAGAACAGCAGCGGGGAGGAAGAGCAAAGUCAUUGGCAGGAAAUGAGGGAGACAAAGGGGAUGCAGGUCUGCAGGUGGCACACGCUGCUGGAGUCCUAGUGGUUACCAGAGCAGUCUGGGGGCCUGGGACUACGGGCUGUCUUCCUUUCCUCUCAGUCAGCAGAAAAUAGCUGUCUCAGUGACAUGACAAGGGGUAACAGGCACAAGCCACAGGACAUUCCACUUGAACAAAAGGAAAAAUUUCUUUACUGUUCAGGUGAGAGAGCCCUGGCACAGGCUGCCCAGGGCGGGUGUGGAGGCUCAUUCUCUGGAGGAGAAUACAUUCCUGUGCAACCUAAUCAUGGGGAGCCUGCUUUAGCAGGGGGUUGGGCUGGAUGAGCUGCAGAGGUGCUUUCCAACCCACACCGUUCUGCGGUUCUGUGAUCCCAUGGCAAGCUCUGUGCUCCGACAGGUCACAUACACUUUAACCUGACUUCUCAGUGUCAGCAGUCGUGGAUAUUAAAGGUGACCAGGCCUGGGAAGCAAGUUUGAUCCUUGUCUUUCCAGGUUGUCCUGUAUUUUCUACAUCCAAAUAGUUAACCUUAAGAAGAAGCAAUGGGAAUACUUACAAAAUCCUUUCCUUGUUUGUUUUCUUUCUCAUUUUUUGUAGGCUUAAUCAUCACAGGGUGAUUUGGAUGCUGUUUUCUUCUAGGGUAAACUCUGUCUUCCCUCCCUCCCCUUAUUUAUAUUCAUGAACUUUGCAAAUAUUCUUGACACACAGAUAGCUCACAGAAAGGCUGACCUGCAUGCAGAUCACAUCCUCUUCCUUUUAUUAUCGUGUUUCUAAGUCCUAGUCUAAGUCCUGUAGACUAGAUGAUAUACUUUUCAGGAAGCAUGGGAAAACACCCUUGAAUUCCCUGUCAAAGUGCCUAGGCAUUACUACUGUUCUUCUGUACUAAACACUACCAGUGUUUUUAAUUAGGGAUCCUGUGCAUUUGUUAGCCUGCGUUGCCAUAGGUUUUGCACGAGAGAAAACUAGCAUCUGGUUUGUAUUGCAAUUACAGAAUGCAUGUUUAGAUGUUUAUUGAAGUUCAUGGCUUCUCUCAUCAUGAAUACCAAAAAAGACCUGAACACGCUGCACAUCCACCUUUGUGCCUGAAUCACCCUUUUCUGCAUCGUUGUUUUCCCACGUGUUACUUUGGGUUUUAAAAGUGAGAUUCAUUCAGAAAAGCAUUUAUGUGAGCACUACACAGGAAAGCUUUAGACCCGUGGUUUCUCUGUGACUCGGUUAAGCACAAUUCAGUUUGCUGAGGGCUCUUCUUCAAAUGUGCUAUCCUUUUAAUACCUUCUUGGGAUCUGAGAGGGGACUGUUUUUGGCAUGCUGAGCAGUAGAAGAUGCCAGACCACAUCACCUCAUCUUUGGGGCGAGCUGUCCUGCAGACAAGGAAUAGGACCAGGGGCACCCUCUUAGAGGGGCUUCUGGUUCGACUGAACUAGCACCAAAGUAUUACUGCUGCCUCUAACUGCAAAUAACACAAGGAGCAGACUUGCUGAAGGAGAUGAUGACACAUUCCUGUAGUUACUUUUCCAACUAUAUUGUCAUUUUCCAUGUUAAUCUUUUUUCCUGUCUCUGUGGAAGUCAUGGGGAUGAUGGAUAGGGGAUGUGUCUCAGUCUGCCACUUGACUGCUGGAAGUUCAGUGGUUGUUAGUGUCACAACACCAUGUGCAACACAGCAGAGGAUGUUCAGCCUCUCUUGUAGUGAUGGUAGGUAGGCAGCAAGGUGCUGAGAUCUUCAAAUACUGUCAGCUGCCCAAUCUCCCAUUCUCUGCGCUCUCUAGGAGAGGACUGGCAUUUCCCCAUUCCUACUGAUGACAGCAAGUCACGGGAAAUGCUUUACUGAGAAGGUUUGUCUCUACUGAAUCACUUCAUCUUUUGUUUCUGUCAUUUGCUGAGAUCUGGCACCAAGUUCUGCUGCCUCUGCACCACAGCCAUCUCCUUCCUCUCCAAUGGUGCUGUGCAAAUGUCACUAGUGCAAAUUCGGGCACUGGCUGUCUGAUCAAAAUUGAGCCUCAGUGCUGGUUUGCACCACAUCCAAUCUAGCCAGACUCUGUGGGGCAGUAGUGUGAUGUACACAGCUGAUCACUUGGGGUCAGACGUGGAGGCUUUGUCUAUCCUCCUGAGUCAGGCAGAACUAUCUCCAUGUAGAAGGAUGUCUGGUAUAGAUGAUACACAUGGAUUUGUCUAUUCUUAUCACUUACCUGUCUGAGCAUCAAUUUUUCAGUGAGAUUGGUGGGUAUCCUAUGCAGGAGGAUUGUCCUCCACUGCCGGCAUAAUAUCUGCUUUGCACUACUGGGGCUUUGUAUCACAAAGCAGGAUCUAACUCAAAUACAGUUCAGCAAACAAAUAACAUUUUUGACUGCACUGUUAAUGCUGCUGUACUACCAAUGAGAGAGAAAUUGAGCAUUUGAGUGCUAGCCAGCAGAACAGAAAUGGAUUUUUUUAUCACAUACUUUUCUUCUGGAAAGAAAGUAGAGGAAACAGCCCAAUUCAAAAGGUGCAUUUUCUGAUUUCAGUUGUUUUCCAACCUCUGCAUCUUUUUUCCUGAACUGUGUGAAGUGUAUGUACAAGUAUUUAUAAGUAAUUUUAUUCUCUGGGAUGUGUAUGCAUAAUAAACUUACUGAGAUUCUCUUCAUAACUCCUUGAACCUGUAAAGUGUCGCUUAUGCUUCCACAAUUAGCUAAGGGAAAAGUAUAAGCUGACUGUGUUUCAGCAGUGAACUAGAGAUAACCCAGAUUAUAUAUAUAUAUAUAAAAAAAGAGUCUUGGAAAAAGCAUUGAAGUAAACAGGUUUAGGACUUUCAUGACAUUUUCAGAUCAAGAUCUUCUCUGAAGAUACAGCAUGAAAGGUAUUUAAUUGUAAUACAUAAUUUCAAUGUAGAGUAUUGGGAGUCAAAGGAAAGGGAGUGAAAAUGCCUUACUUGGAGUAAGUUAAUGUCUCAGCAUAUGUUAAAACUUUGCUCUCCUGGGGAAGCAGGUUGUUAAGCAGGUUGCUGCAUCCUUGCAACAACAUUUUGGGCUGAUGUUUUACCAGAAAAAUUUGGAGGGAAGGGAACAGGAAUGAGAUAAGGGGAGCAUUGGGUUUUUGGAGCUGCUGCUAAGCUUGUCACAUCCAUGCCUCGAGUUGGACAUUUGUGGGGAUUAUUAAGUUCUUGCUGAAGCAACAGAGGAAUUAAGAAAUCUUGAGAUGAACACAGUACUGGGGUGCUCAUGCUAGCUAGCUGUAUUUUGGGAAUUUUGGUUUUUUUGUGGGUUAUCUUUCUUUGCAAUAUUGACUGUGUGUGAAAUGAAAGCUUUGCAGCAGCUCCCCCACAUUCCAGAGGUCCCAUAAUUCUUCCCAUUGACAGAUUGAAUUAGUUAUUGCUAAUAUUGAUGCAGGCUGAGCUUCUGCUUGUGGUCUUUCUUAUGUAAAUACCACUGCCCUUUCAGUCACUGCAUUAACCCCCUGUUUCCUCUGGAAGUGACUGACAAGACUGAAUUUCCAGGAAGAUUUCCAUUCCAUGGGAACCUUGGCUUACACUUGGCACCAGUUGAUAGACUUGGGACUCUGUGCUCCCCUGGCCUCCAUCCUUGUGGACACUGAUGCUGAUGCCUGAUCUCUGCUUCUGUGGGGCUCCAGGUGGGCAGAAGAGCCGUGGGAGGGCUUUGGAGAGUUCAGCAAGCAGAGAAGAAUGGCUGACCUGAAUCUGGGAAUGCUUGGGCACUUGCAAGUCCAGAUUAUGGAGAUGUCCUACUACACUCAUGUUUUCUAAGAUAAUUCAUCCCCUUUCGACAUCACUGUCUGGAAUA
This is a messenger RNA of Colius striatus (speckled mousebird), 6081 nucleotides long. RefSeq names its product synaptotagmin 16 (gene SYT16). Lineage: Eukaryota; Metazoa; Chordata; Aves; Coliiformes; Coliidae. Bases 595 to 2355 code for a protein of 586 amino acids. The transcript is spliced from 8 exons. The record is from RefSeq and is a predicted model, not a curated record.